AUGACAGAUGAAAAUGAAAUUUCAACUGCUGAAUCCCUGCAAUAUCAGUUUACCACUAUUCAAGCUGCCACGACUAACUUCUCAGCCGACAACAAAAUUGGUGAAGGUGGAUUUGGUGUUGUUUACAAGGGUAUACUUCCUAAUGGACAAGAGAUAGCUGUGAAGAGGCUAUCGAGAAGUUCAGGGCAAGGUGCACAAGAAUUUAAGAAUGAGAUCAUAUUGAUCGCGAAGCUUUUAGUGAGACUAUUGGGAUAUUGCUUUGAAGCAGAGGAAAAGCUACUUGUCUAUGAAUUUGUCCCCAACAAAAGCCUUGACUAUUUCUUAUUUGAUCCUGAAAAGCAGCAGCUACUGAAUUGGUCUCGACGUUACAAGAUUAUAGGAGGGAUUGCGCGUGGACUACUUUACCUUCAUGAGGAUUCGCGUCUAAGAGUUAUACACCGUGAUCUCAAAACAAGCAAUAUAUUGUUAGACGCAGAUAUGAAUCCCAAAACAUCAGAUUUUGGAAUGGCAAGAAUAUUUGGAAUUGAUCAAAGUGAAGAAAUAACAGGCAGGAUUGUUGGGACAUACGGUUACAUGUCGCCGGAGUAUGCUAUGCAUGGACAAUACUCUGUUAAAUCUAAUGUUUUCAGCUUUGGUGUUCUACUUUUGGAGAUCAUAAGUGGAAAGAAGAACAGCUCAUUUUACCAAUCAGAUGGAGCUGAAGAUCUUCUUAGCUAUGUUUGGAAGAAUUGGAGGGACGGCACACGAUUGAAUAUAAUGGAUCCAACAUUUGGAGAGUCAUACUCAAGAAAUGAAGUGAUACAAUGUAUACAUAUUGGAUUAUUAUGUGUUCAAGAAGAUGUUAAUCAAAGACCUACAAUGGAAUCUGUGGUGCUCAUGCUUAAUAGUUACUCUGUUACCAAGCCGGCGCCUCAGCAACCUGCAUUCUUUUUUCGUAGUCGAUCAGAGAUGCUACCAAAAGGGCUGGAAUCAGAUCAAUAUUCUACAAGCAAGUCGAUACCAUUACUGUCCGAGAAUGAAGUAUCCAUUAUGUGGCAUCGAAGACUAUGUCAGAAGUGUGAGGAGAGUUUUCAUUUCUGCAGUAACGUAUAUACAGUAGAAGCCGGAAAGGGGAGUAUCAAACGGGAAAAAUAA
Messenger RNA from Nicotiana attenuata, 1134 nucleotides. RefSeq names its product cysteine-rich receptor-like protein kinase 10. Gene Ontology annotation, molecular function: protein kinase activity; ATP binding. Gene Ontology annotation, biological process: protein phosphorylation. The record is from RefSeq and is a predicted model, not a curated record. NCBI's taxonomy places the organism in Eukaryota, Viridiplantae, Streptophyta, Magnoliopsida, Solanales, Solanaceae.